GCGCAGGAGAGGCGGGCGCCGGCGGGUAAAACAAUUCUGCCGUUUGCUUUGAAAACAGCUGAUGACACAGGAUAAUGUGCUGACUGGCAUUAUGGGCAGGCGAUACCCAGGGGCUCACUGUCGUCAAAGCAAUUCAUAUUUCAAAUUACAGUCCCUUUCCUGAUCCAUUGCUGAAGCCCAGUGAUCCAUGUCAGAAGUACUCCCAGUGGACUCGGGUGUGGAUACCUUGGCAGGGUUUAUGGCAAGCAACGGCACGACGGACAUCGUGAAUCGGAACGGUCCUGCCACUCCGCCUAACACUCUCCUCCUGCGGUCCUCCCAUAAUGAACUGCUGAAUGCUGAAAUCAAACACACAGAAGUCAAGAACAGCACCCCUCCAAAAUGCAGGAAAAAAUAUGCCCUGACUAACAUCCAGGCAGCGAUGGGCCUUUCGGAUCCUGCUGCCCAGCCCCUUCUGAGCAACAAUUCCUCCAACAUAAAGUUGGUGAAGAAUGGAGAAAACCAGCUUAGGAAAGCAGCCGAGCAGGGGCAGCAAGAUCCUAAUAAAAAUGUGCCUGCUCCGACAAGCACUACAGGCAUAAACAUCGCUUCCGAGAAGUUGGAGGGGAAGGAGACAAGCCAGCGGGAUUCUUCAGGCAGUGAGAUACUGCCUGCCCAGUGCCGAAGAACCAAGAGCUUCCUAAACUACUAUGCAGACCUUGAGACAUCGGCACGGGAUGUUGAUCAGAAUUACGGGAACAGCCAAGGGGCAGGGGAGGAGAAAUCCUCUUUGCAACCCAAUGGCCAGGCAUCGACGCUGAUUGUUAAUGGGGAUGCAUUGCCUCGGAAGCAAAACAAACCAGGGACUCCAGAAGAUAGACAAAUAGCCACCAUAUCAUCAAGUCCAGAGACAAAAAAGGAUCACCCUAAAACAGGGGCCAAAACCGAUUGUGCACUGCACAGGAUUCAGAACUUGGCGCCAAGUGAUGAAGACUCAAGCUGGACGACGUUGUCGCAGGAUAGCGCUUCUCUGAGUUCACCGGAUGAAACAGCAGAUAUAUGGAGUGAUCAGUCAUUUCAGACGGACCCUGACUUACCACCAGGCUGGAAGAAAAUCAACGACAUCGCUGGGAUUUAUUACUGGCACAUACCAACAGGAACAACCCAGUGGGAGUGCCCCAGCUCAGUGCCAACAGAGCUUCAGGCCACAAGAAAAGGGUCGUUUAGUUCCAUCACCCCAUCUCCCACUCCAGAAACAGAGAAACAGCCAUGGAGUGAUUUUGCAGUACUGAAUGGGGGAAAGAUUAAUAGUGACAUUUGGAAGGAUCUUCAUGCAGCCACAGUGAACCCAGAUCCCAGCUUAAAGGAGUUUGAAGGAGCAACGUUGCGCUAUGCCUCUUUGAAGCUCAGAAAUGCCCCACAGUGUGGUGAUGAUGAUGAUUCCUGUAGCAUCAAUAGUGAUCCAGAAGCCAAGUGCUUUGCUGUUCGGUCUUUGGGAUGGGUAGAAAUGGCAGAGGAGGAUCUGGCCCCUGGAAAAAGCAGCAUUGCUGUAAACAAUUGUAUCCGGCAGCUCUCCUACUGCAAAAACGAUAUACGGGACACAGUUGGCAUUUGGGGAGAGGGAAAAGACAUGUAUCUUAUCCUGGAGAAUGACAUGCUAAAUUUGGUUGACCCCAUGGAUCGCAGCAUUCUUCACUCUCAACCCAUCGUAAGCAUCCGUGUCUGGGGAGUAGGCCGUGACAAUGGCCGAGACUUUGCUUAUGUGGCAAGAGACAAAGAUACACGGAUUUUGAAAUGCCACGUCUUUCGAUGUGACACUCCAGCAAAAGCCAUUGCCACAAGCCUGCAUGAAAUCUGUUCUAAGAUUAUGGCUGAACGGAAGAAUGCCAAAGCUGUGGCUUGCAGCUCGUUGCCAGAGCGGACGAAUGCCACUCUUGAUGUGCCCAUGCAAGUAGAUUUUCCGACACCAAAGACGGAGCUGGUCCAGAAGUUCCACGUCCAGUACUUGGGCAUGCUUCCUGUAAUUAAGCCAGUGGGUAUGGACACCCUGAAUGGUGCUAUAGAAAGCCUUACGGAUUCCUCCAGCAGAGAGGACUGGAUGCCCGUCACCAUGAACGUUGCUGAUGCUACCGUGACGGUUAUCAGUGAAGGAAAUGAAGAGGAAGUUGUAGUGGAAUGUCGUGUACGCUUCUUAUCCUUUAUGGGAGUGGGGAAGGAUGUCCACACAUUUGCCUUCAUCAUGGACACUGGGAACCAGCAUUUUGAGUGCCACGUUUUCUGGUGCGAACCCAAUGCAGGCAACGUGUCAGAGGCAGUUCAGGCUGCUUGUAUGCUACGGUACCAGAAAUGCUUGGUUGCCCGGCCUCCUGCGCAAAAAGUCCGACCCCCGCCACCUCCUGCAGACUCAGUGACCAGAAGAGUAACAAGCAAUGUGAAACGAGGAGUGUUGUCCCUCAUUGACACUUUGAAACAGAAACGCCCCGUCACCGACAUGCCCUAGCUGCCACCCCAGAAAACCCAGAUUUCUCAGAACGCCCAGUGGAAAACGCAGUAACUGCACUGAAGACGGCGAACUGAUCUUUGGCCUUCCAGUUUAAUGGGUGAUGCUUUGUCUUCAGAGAAUUUACCCUUAUCGAAAUUAAUAUUAGACAAGCAUGUUCUCUUGGUCUUGACACCAUCAUGUGAUAUGAAAAGAAGCAUGAAUAAUUUUUUUUGCUGUGAGUUACCACGAGGAGUGGAAGAUCUGAUUCCCAACUGUAAAUAUUAUGAACGUUACUUAAAAUCACACAUACCCAAGAAAGGAGCGUGGCACAUCACUCCUAACAAAUUGCCCUUAAUAUCCCGAGAGAGACCUCUGCCCAAACUGAUCCUCUCACCGCCCCCCUGAGCUGGAUUUUGGCAUAAGCUGCCCUUAGAUCCUAAAGCACUUUGUCCUCAUUUUCAACACUGAAAUGCAUACCAAGUAUUAUUAGUGUCGCUUUUUAAAUUUUUUUACAACACUCAGUAACCAAUAUUCCAUACUGUACACCAGAAUAACCACUUUUCAUGUUAUGUCAGAAAGUGUCUUCAAAGGCAGCAGAUUUCCUAUGCAGGCACAGCUUCUUUGUGUGAACUAGUGUGUGUUUGUUUCGCUGCAGAUACCAGCACUAGAAAGUUGCCCUUCCCAGUAGAUGUGCAGCCAAACAGAUGCAUGUUCAGUUCUCAGAUGGAACCCAGUACAUAGUUCCGUCUGCAGGAAAUCUAUCAUGUUCAAAGUAACCUCAACAGAGUUGAAGUCAUACUUCUUUCAGUGCCAGACUCUACCUUUUAAGAGUUCACAGAACAGCGUGGGAAGGGCGUGCUGGCUUUUAACUCUGAGAGAGACAAGAGCCAACAGUGAUGGCUCAACAGGUUCUCAGGUGUCCCUUACAUUAUCACAGAUGUUUUAUGUCUCUUUUCACCCUGAUAUAAAGGCAGAAACGGAGUUGCAGGUCUGAGUAUGAGGCUGAAAAAGUAAAAUCAAACCUCUUCAUCUUCACCCUCCCCCCCACCCCAUAUAACACACUUGAACAGAGCCAUGUUUUCAGAAAUCUAAUGUGGUACUUGACAAGUACAUACUGAUGUCAGGAUCCCCCAAACAGGGUUUCAGUACUCCAGCCUGAGUUAAAACAUCAAUAAAAGUGCAAGACAGACUCGGUGCAACUCUUUAACAGUAAGCCUUGAGUGUAUGUGGAUUUUUCCUUUUUUUAUACCCCUGAGCACUGAGCCAGUAAUUUUAUAGUGCACACACAAAGGACAUAUUUUUGACACACAAGACCCAUUCUAAUACUGAGAAUACUGAGCGCUGAAUACUUCUGUAACUCUAAACGAAGGAAUUUUACAUUCUCAAAUGAAUUUUAUAUGUAAUGGAAGCUCAUUAUAUCAGAACUUCUAAAGCCAAGUAAAACAUGUGCCCUCACACAUUUUUUUUUGGGGAAGAUUUCAUGAUCACAAACUCCGCAUGGUAGUUUCUUCCACCUUUCUGAUAGAACUUGCAUUAUUUGGGGUGGUUCUCUGAUGUUCUUCAGAUGUAGUGUUUAUCACUUCGAUAAUGAGUGGUACCAAGAUCACCUACCCAGCUGCUGCAGGAAAAAACGUAGGCUCAUUGUGCUCUCUGACCACAGUUAGACUUCGGGCAACAGAGAAAAGCAGGGCUUUAGGGUUGUCUCACAAUACAGGAAGAACAAAAACGGCCAAAGGAGCAAGCCACGGGCUUUUGCACACCCAUCUUCACCGUGCUGAGACCAUUGUAAUGUGAACUGAAGGGUGCACACACCACACAGAGAGAUGCUUAAAUCUAGAAGUCUUACUCAUGCAAUCAGGUCCCCAGCCAUAAAGAAGGUCUGACUGCACCAUGCUCUUCCCAAAGUAUCAUGCCCUGGGGGGCUGAUCACUUACUUUGCUGCAUGGAGGCCAUGCAGUUUACAGAGCUUGACGGACAGCAGCCACCACCCACAAGAGGAGAGGGCUCCUCUGCACACAGUUACUUCCUGAGCAAGUAUUGGAAAACUGCAUCCUCUUGCAUGGACAGUCCUGUGUUGGCAGCAAUGGAAAUUGAUCCGUUGGGGCUUUUCACCCUGAGCAUAGCUGUGUGUGCGCGCUAACAUCUGAUGGUGUUAAGUUUUCCUACAUCAAAGUGACAUUGGUCCAGCCAGUAAGUGCCAGAAGCAACCCUGUGAGACCAGCUGAAGCCAUCUUUUCUGAAGCUGAAAGUAAUAACAACAUUCGAUUUAUAUACCACCCUUCAGGACAACUUAACACCCACUCAGAGCAGUUUACAAAGUGUGUUGUUAUUAUCCUCACAGCAAUCACCCUGUGAGGUGGGUGGGGCUGAGAGAGCUCUGAGAGGGCUGUGACUGGCCCAAGGUCACCCAGCUGGCUUCAAGGGGAGGAGUGGGGAAUCAAACAGGGCUCUCUGCUCUUAACCACUACACCAAACUGGCUCCAAGUGCCAGGCGUAUGUCCUAUGUUCACUGUACAUAUUUCAAAUAGGUCUACAAUGUUUCUGCCUCCACUCCAAAGAGCAGGAGAUAUUAAGCCAAGAGUUGUGCAAAUUUGCUUUUGCUGUCUCCCAAAGACAAGAUGGAGCUGGUUUGCACAUGCACAACUAGAAUUUCAGGUAGCGUGAAGGAAAGAGACGGAGACUGCACUAUAGUCCCUUUAACGCAGAUCUUGCUAAUUGAGUUCAUUCAUACGUUCAGCUACAGAUCAUCAAGUGCUGCUACAUGAACAUGUGAACUAGUCCCUAUGCCUCGUGUUAAAGAUCUAAAAGAUGGAAAAUUUAUACUGGUAUUUAAUAAUGGUCUUCCUCGAUUUUUCGAGAUACAUUUGCAAGUUAACAAGACCAGAAUUCAGCCUCUGUAUACAUUUUUAGCUUAGAAAAACUCUUCUUAUUCUGUAGUUAACUGACAUGACACCACCACCUAUGCAAAGGCAAUGCAGGGGAAUUUGCCUCCUGGAGGAAAUGAGCCCAGGGAGUUCUUAGUAACUGAGGAGGUGAAACGGAUCUCCUAGUCAGGAUCGCCAGCCGCCAUUUUAGAGAAGGCCUUCCGAGGAUGCACAUGCUUGGGCCAGUCUGAGCCAGGUUCUUCCAGUCUCACCUUCCUCCAGAAAAAAACAUAUCUAGCCACACAACUCUCUCCCAUUUUUACAAACAUGCAUGCAGGUAACAAUCCUUCUCAAAAAUUAUUUUGGACUUAGUGUGGAACAGUUUAAUGCCCCUGUACACAACGGAGGGGGUUUUUUUUGUCUGUAUUAUAUGACUGUGCUCAGUUAUUCUAACUACUUGCAUUCAAACAGGAAACUUUAAUUCAGUUGUAUUGCAUUAGCCAUCAGUUUAUUUUCUGGACUGCCUUCUCUUCCCAUUCAGCAGUAAAUGCAAUAAAGAGAGCAAGAUGUGCCUGCUUAAAAGCAUUAUAAGGACAAUAUUUCUUUCCAAGUGAUUUCUAUUCUAUUGUUUUUGAUUAUAUACAGCAUUUAAGUUCCACUGGCUCAAAGCAGCCUCUCCAUUCCUUGAAACUAUUUUUUUUAAUAUAGAUACAUAUCCCAAACUGGGAUACUUUGGAAACUUAUUUAUCUGAACAUUGUAUAUGGAGCCUCCUUAUCAAGAGGCAAUAUACCAGAAACUAGGGCCCAGCAAGGAUGAAGAAUCUCCUCUUCACAGCCUGCUUAUGAGCUGCCAGCAGCAACCCGGCCCUGUUGGAAGCAGAAUGCGGGACAAGAUGCCGCUUGGUCUGCGCUGGCACAGCCGCUCUUGUGUUCUCGGCAUUUUGCUACCGUAGCGAAAAUAGUAGACGUAUGGGUUAAGUGUGAACAAAUGCCAAUGACUUUAACUCAAUGUUGUUGUGACACUUCCGUUAUCUAUGCAUUCUUUAUAUAUGUUCACUAGGCCUUGGAUGUUCCAUGUCUUUUUUUAAUUAACCUUGUUAAAUACAGCUUAAAUAUUUUUUAUUUUAUUUAUUCUAUUUUUACUAAAAUAUUCUUUAAUUAUGUUGACAUGCUAUCUUUAUUACUGGAUGUGAUCUCACAAAUAUAUCCAGUGCUAAGUAAUCUCAAUGUACUAUAGGUUGCCUAAAAGACAGAGGAUUUUUGUAAUUAUUUGUAGUCACCUUUUUGAGUAUGUAGAAGAAAAUGGCAAAAAAUGUGUACAGUUAACUAUUAUUUUUAGAUGCUGCUCUCACAAGCCACCUCAUAUACUCUGUUGAAGGAAGGAGAUUGUUGACCACGGACAUUUGUGAUCGCUUAAAGCCUUUCCCUCUCUAAUCCACAGCAAUUCUUUGACACUGUUUGUAACUUCUGUUUAGAUAAGCCAACUAUUUCUUUAAAAGAGUAUGUUUUCAUAACGAUAAAGAGUCACCUAUGAGGGGAAAGAGAAAUUGCAUGAAAGGGCAUUUUGGUCCUGCUUCUUAAUACAAGGAGUUCUUUGCGAUAAACUUUGUGUGCAGAAACACCCCUACGCUAUGUGGGAGGGGGUAGGGACAGAGCUGCUGUCACAGCUGAGUGGAACAAAUCCUACAGAAACCUAAAUGUAAAGCUUGUUACUUUCUAAGUUUCAAGGAUUUUUUUAAAAGUCCAAAACGCAAUGCAACAUGGGUAUCAAAGUGUUAAGUCAAGUGGGGGGGGGCACCAGGGACAAUGGGGUGGGGGGUGGGGGUUUCCACUUCGGUUUCACUGGCUCUGCUUGGCCACGGGAGUUUUAUUGCUAACAUCAUUCACUCCUUCAGCAAGCACAGAGAUUUUAAAUAAGACCCAAGCGAAGGAGCAGAAGCAAAAAGGGAAAAGACACCCACAGUUUAUCAGCAGGAGCUCUCAGUAUUAUGCGAAGUAGAUGAUUUUAAAACAAGGAACAGAUUUUUUUCCUCAGCAUUGUCCACUUUUUACACAUUUAAAUGUACUCUGUUGCAAGAAUAAAUUUAGCUGCAAUUAA
Eublepharis macularius is the source of this 7423-nucleotide messenger RNA. It is a transcript of the gene APBB2, whose product is annotated as amyloid beta precursor protein binding family B member 2. Gene Ontology annotation, cellular component: nucleus; cytoplasm. The transcript is spliced from 16 exons. Bases 188 to 2479 code for a protein of 763 amino acids. The record is from RefSeq and is a predicted model, not a curated record. Gene Ontology annotation, biological process: regulation of DNA-templated transcription. Gene Ontology annotation, molecular function: amyloid-beta binding; transcription factor binding. Lineage: Eukaryota; Metazoa; Chordata; Lepidosauria; Squamata; Eublepharidae.